Entamoeba invadens IP1 is the source of this 438-nucleotide messenger RNA. RefSeq names its product N-acetyltransferase separation anxiety, putative. Gene Ontology annotation, biological process: mitotic sister chromatid cohesion. NCBI's taxonomy places the organism in Eukaryota, Evosea, Mastigamoebida, Endamoebidae. The transcript has 2 exons. Gene Ontology annotation, molecular function: acyltransferase activity, transferring groups other than amino-acyl groups. The record is from RefSeq and is a predicted model, not a curated record. Gene Ontology annotation, cellular component: NatA complex. Bases 1 to 438 code for a protein of 145 amino acids.
AUGCAAUUUGACUUGGAAGAGGGAGUGAAGUAUCUCAAAGAUGUUCGACGAAUUAACGACAAUGUGUUACCAAUUUUGUAUGGCGACUUGUUUUAUAGUAAAGUGAAACGGAGUGAGCCAAUUGUAAUCAAGAUUUCAUAUGGAGACAAAUGUGUUGGCGGACUUCUUGCAUUCAAAGACAACACCAAUUACAUAAUAGCAACAUUAUGCGUUUACACAAAGUAUCAAGGGAUGAAAUGUGGGACUCUUUUACUCAACAGAUUCAUAGAGAUAAUUAAGACCAAAGACAUUAAAGUAGUUCAAGUGCAAGUUCAAACUACUAAUGAAACUGCUUUGACUCUUUAUAUGAAGCAUGGCUUUAUCCAAAUCAAAGAAGUGCCCAAAGCAUAUCCUUCACUCAAAUGCUCUUCUGCAUAUCUUCUUCAACUCAAUCUAUAA